AAGCAAAGCAAAAAACUAUUCAUUUCCUACACGCUUCCUUCGAUGAGGCGCUAGUAUGAAGCUAUUAGCGACCUUCAGAGAACUGUUGAAGUCAAGAGGUGAUCCGAGGUACUUUGCUAGUUUGGCAGUUCGUAUGUAGCGUUGAAUACAGGGUCGUGCGUUGGAUGUGUGAUAUUUUCGAGCGGGAAUUUAAAUUUAACUUAUCUGCAGCAGUUUUACCGGAAACUAAUCCCUAUUUUACUCUUCCAGAACGAUUGUAGUUUACCUUUACUGAUGUUUCAUUUAUUUAUUUCGGAAUAAUAAUAAUGAAUUUAGUUUCAAUUCCCAUUACUAUAGAGUUUCACAAACCAGCUCAACGUCAUUACCAAAUAUCGCAUACUUUUUAAAACGCUGUUCAGCCAUUUUAAUAGUUUUGUAUUUGAGUGCACCUUGAGUUCCAUGGCUACCAGGUUCAUAUCUUGAUUUGCGAUUCGAUAAUCAAUACGAUUUUUGUGUAUAUUCAAUUAUAUUUAUCUGGAGGCCAUGGCUAUCAUAUAUAAUCAUAUAUAUGUAAUAAAAAAGUGCUCGUGUUUACUCUUAAAGUUGACUUAAAUUUAUGUUGAGAUUUUGCAUUCGUUUUGGUUUGUAAAUGGGUCUGAACAUGUCUCUGCAACAAAGAAACAUGGACAAAUCGAGUAAGUUCGCACAGUUUUUUUUAAUAAAUAAAAAAAAUCUAGAAAUAUUGCCAUUGAACAACUAAUGUCGCAACAUGUUUAAUCCCAGAAUAAAUGUUAAAAUGACAACGGCUUGGAGUAUUGGGGCCCUUACUUAGUAGGGAAGCUGAAAGUGUUAACUUGUCUGUUGUUGUUAUUUUUUAUCAAUACUAGAGUCUUCUACUUCUUCUUCUUGCAACAACAACCACUGUCCGUCAAGGCCUGCCUGUACCACUAGUGGGUGUGGCAUUCAGUGAUUCAUUGAUAACCCAUAGCAGGAUUGUAAGUCCUGCGUAAGGGGGCACGGUCUAUUUGAGGCUUGAACCCAUGAAGGGCAUAUUGUUAAGUCGUGUGAGUUGACGACUGUACCACAAGACCGGCGAAUACUACAUUACGCAUACAAAAAUUAAACAGUUCCAGCACUUGCUGACUCCGCGGACAACAAUUGCGUUUCACUCGUAACCGUCAUUUUGAACGAAUCACGCGAAGCGUUUUCUGAAGCGUUCCGCCAUCCGUUCCUCCAAUACCGCAGACCCGGUUUGUUUACAACGAUGACAUUUCCAGUGCGUGCAGAUGUAAACAAUACCAUUCCUGUAGCGUCCAAAUGGAUUCCGGUACACACUCUUUUUCAACGGUCUGCCGAUUUUGUCUCUGCCGGGAUGAGGAUAAACUGAUACCUCUGUCGAUACUAACCGAUAAAUCACUUACCAUUCACGAUAUGGAACUGUUUACCGGUAUUCAGAAUCUAAAUGACCAUCCUUACCUCUAUAUGGUGUGCGAAGAGUGCGACAGUACGGUGAAUAAGUUUGUUGCCUUUCGUGCGCUAUGCGCUAAGACUGAUGAUUACUUCCGGAAGCUCGUUACGGAAGCACUUGCAGAAAAUGACGAAACGCAGGCUCCUCCCAACGAGACCGCCAUUGUGGGUGAAACGGAGGUACUACAUAAUCAGCUGGAAGAGAGUGAAACAGUAACAAGCCUACGUGCUGCUGCCAAAGAAGGCAAGCAGACCGUGGCAGAGGAUACGGGCAAGAAGCUUUGCGACAUAUGCGGUGCCUUUGUAGCGGAGCUGAACGGGCACCGGCGCGUCCACACGAAGGAAGCACCGUACGCCUGCGACUACUGCAGCAUUAGGAUGACACACAAGUCCAAUCUGCUGCGGCACAUCGACUCGGUACACCUGAAGCGCAUCAUCAAGCGCUGCGAGCAGUGCGACAAGGGGUUCACCAGCUACUUUUCCUACGGUUCACACAUGCGCUCCCAUCACUCGACGGAGAAGAAGUACGAGUGUAAAACGUGCUGCAAAAAGUUCAACCACCACAGCAGCCUGUGGCUCCACAACAUUCGCACACACCAGGACGAAAGAAAGUACAAAUGCACGACCUGUGGCCUGCCCUGGAAGACGAAAGAGUCGCUAAGGACGCAUGAACGAUCGCACUCGUCGGAGCAACCGUACGCGUGCCAGCAUUGCCCGAAGCGAUUCAAAACCCGGUACGGCUGGAAGUCACACGAGCUAACGCAUACCGGCAUCGUGUUCAGCUGCCAGCUGUGCGACAAAACCUUCCGCUACAAAACCCUCAUCAAUGCGCACAUCCGCAAGGCGCACCCGGAGGCGUCGGCGACGAGCAGCUAAAGGAUGUAAGUGGCACACCUUCUCCCUGUCAAUGAAUUGUACAAACAGUCGGUUUGUAAAACAUGAUGCGACGGGCUGGAAUGCUCAUCUGCCACCCCCGCCAAAGGCAGCCAUCGCACACAAUUUAUUUCUCCCGUCGCGUUACUGGACGCCCUCGUAGCGCUUUCUGUGCUUGUGCCGCACGGUCUUACAGGAAAAACAGGGCCGUCUUGACCGCCAUGUACGCGGUGG
Molecule: messenger RNA, 2553 nt
Organism: Anopheles merus
Lineage: Eukaryota; Metazoa; Arthropoda; Insecta; Diptera; Culicidae
Product: zinc finger protein 525-like
Exons: 4
Coding region: 1297-2322 (341 amino acids)
Biological process (GO): regulation of transcription by RNA polymerase II
Cellular component (GO): nucleus
Molecular function (GO): zinc ion binding; DNA-binding transcription factor activity, RNA polymerase II-specific; RNA polymerase II transcription regulatory region sequence-specific DNA binding
Source: RefSeq, a predicted model, not a curated record